UCACAGGGUUGUGACGGGGUUUUCUUUUUUCCGCCCCCAUGGGAAACAUCAGGGGAUUGAGAGACCCUAAAAACCCUAGAACGAACUGUAACUGGUAUGUCUUCUACUUUUAACGGCUUUAUUUUUAUAGAAUUUAUUUAAUUUACUUCGAAAAUUUCAUGGGAAAAGCUAGGGUUAGGGCAAGAACUCUAGGAGAACAAGAAUCUCAGAGCCCCAACACUCAAUCUUUUGGGGCUCUGAACUUGCCUCAAGCUCCUGUGUAUUACCCCACUGAAGAGGAAUUCAAAGACCCAUUAGGGUUUAUUGAGCAAAUUAGGGGAGAGGCUGAGCGCUAUGGAAUUUGUAGAAUAGUUCCUCCAAAGAGCUGGAAACCCCCAUUUUCACUUGAACUAGAUUCAUUCACUUUUCCAACAAAAACGCAGCCUAUACACCAGCUUCAGGUUCGUUCUGCGCCUUGUGAUCCAAAAACAUUUGACCUUGACUACAAUAGGUUUUUAGAUAGACGUAGUUCUCGCAAACUUCGUAAGAAGGUCGUUUUUGAAGGGGAGGAGUUAGAUUUGUGUCGUCUUUUCAAUGCGGUGAAGAGAUAUGGAGGUUAUGAUAAGGUGGUUACUAAGAGAAAUUGGGUUAGUGUUGCAAGGGUCAUGUUUUCAUCAAAGAAGAUUUCGGCGUGUUCAUUGCAUGUUCUUGGACAAUUGUAUAGGGAAUAUUUAUAUGACUAUGAGGUUUAUCACAAUAAGAAUUCAAAGGGUGGGGAUGGAAUGAAGAGAGUUUCUAGAGGAAGAGGGAAAUGUGGUAAAGAAAGUGAAGACAAAAAUUGCAAGGGCUCAUUUUUGAAUGGUGCGACAAAGAGAAUUGGUAGAGAGAGAAAGAAAUUUGAUAAUGAACGUUGUAAAGUGGGGGAAUCCAAUGAUCAUGUAAAAAACCAUAAAUCGAGGUCAAGGAAGGAUAAUGGCAGUUUAGAGAGAGAAUCUGAUAUUGACGAGGAGACUAUGGAUCAGGUAUGUGAGCAAUGCAAAAGUGGAUUGCAUGGUGAAGUAAUGCUUCUUUGUGAUAGGUGCAACAGGGGAUGGCACUUACACUGCCUUUCCCCCCCUUUGAAGCGGAUUCCGCCUGGUGACUGGUAUUGCUUUGAUUGUAUUAAUUCCGAGAAAGAUAGCUUUGGGUUCAUCCCUGGAAAGCAAGUUUCACUGGAAAGUUUUCAAAGAUUGGCCGAUAGGACAAGGAAACGAUGGUUUGGUUCGUCAAAUGUGAGUCAUGCCCAAAUAGAGAAGAGAUUUUGGGAAAUAGUGGAGGGAUCUGCUGGUGAAGUUGAGGUUAUUUAUGGUAGUGAUUUGGAUACUUCUAUAUAUGGGAGUGGUUUUCCUCGACCAAAUGAUGUGCCUCCUAUUGGAGUUGAUUUGAAUGUUUGGAAAGAGUAUUCAACAAGUCCAUGGAAUCUGAAUAACUUGCCUAAGUUACAAGGUUCUGUGCUCCGGGCCGUUCGUGAUAAUAUUGCUGGUGUGAUGGUGCCUUGGCUUUAUGUUGGAAUGUUGUUUUCUUCUUUUUGUUGGCAUGUUGAGGAUCAUUGCUUCUAUUCCAUGAAUUAUCUGCACUGGGGUGAGCCGAAGUGUUGGUACAGUGUCCCUGGUAACGAAGCUCAUGCUUUUGAACAGGUUAUGAGGGAGACCCUUCCAGAUUUGUUUGAGGCACAACCAGACCUCUUAUUUCAUCUUGUAACCUUAUUGAACCCAGCUGUGCUCCGAGAACAUGAUGUUUCUGUUUAUGGUGUAGUACAGGAGGCCGGCAACUUUGUCAUAACUUUCCCGAGGUCUUUUCAUGCCGGAUUCAAUUUUGGUUUAAAUUGUGCCGAAGCUGUCAAUUUUGCUCCUGCUGACUGGUUGCCACAUGGUGGGUUAGGAGCGGAGCUGUAUCAGUCGUAUCACAAGACUGCCGUUAUAUCUCAUGAGGAGCUUCUCUGUGUUGUUGCUAAGAGCAGUUGCAAUACGAAGGCCUUGCCUUACUUGAAGAAAGAAAUGCUUCGCGUAUUUUCUAAAGAGAAAACUCAGAGAGAGAAGCUUUGGAAGAUUGGUACUGUUAGAUCAUCCAUGAUGUCUCCAAGAAAGCAACCUGAGUAUGUGGGCACUGAAGAGGAUCCAGAAUGCAUCAUAUGCCGUCAGUAUCUGUAUCUUUCUGCAGUUGUUUGUGACUGUCGGCCAACUGCUUUUGCUUGUUUGGAGCAUUGGAAGCACCUUUGUGAAUGCAGUCCAGAUCAGCAUCGUCUUAUGUAUCGUUACACUGUUGCAGAACUAGAGGACUUGCUCCUUAUGGUUAGUCCUGGAUCUACUAGGGUGUGGGAUCUAGAAAUGAAGUCUGGAGGUCAAAGUAAGGUUUCUGCCAGGCAGUUGACAAAGAAGGUGAAAGGUUGCUAUUUCUCCCAUUCACAGUUAGCAGAUGCUUGGCUUGCUGAUGCUCGUCAGAUUUUUCAAUUGCCAUUUUCAGAGGCUGCUUCUGUGAAUGCACUACAGGAGGCUGAGCAGUUUCUUUGGGCAGGGCAUGAAAUGGAUUCGGUCCGAGAUAUGGCAAAAAGCUUGAUUGAAGCUCAGAAGUGGGCUGAAAAUUCGAGGCUUUGCCUCUCUAAAGUUGAAAGUAGCUUGAAUAAUAAUGCUGCUGGGGAGGUUCACCUGAAGCUUGUUGAGGAACUCUUGGCUUCAAGUUCUUUGUCCUGUAACGAACCAAGCAAUGCUAAGUUGAAGGCUUUUGCAGAUGGUGCCAGGAUGUUGGACCUUGAAAUAAAAGCUGCUUUAUCAUCUCGUUCUCUCACGGUUGCUGAAUUGGAAGCCUUGCACUUCAGAGCUGUAGAAUCGCCAAUUAUUUUAGAGGAAUGUCAAAGAUUAGAAAGGGAGAUAUCCUCUGCAAAGGCUUGGCAAAGGAGUGUCCAAAGAUACUCGUUAGGUAACAGGGAUGAGCCUGUUGAUAUUGAUGCUGAUGCCCUUUAUAAGCUGAAAGCAGAAAUGCUGGGGCUCCAUGUUCAACUCCCAGAAGUGGAGCUGCUGAAUGAUCUCUUAGAGCAGGUGGAGUUGUGGAAUAUUCGGACCAGUGAGAUCUUGAAAGGUCCUCUGAAUUUGAAGGAACUUGAAACUCUUCUGCAUGAUGCGGAUGCUUUCUCGUUUUGCACACCAGAAAUGAAGUUACUUAGACAUCAUCAUGGUGAUGCUUUAGCGUGGAUUGACGAUUCUCGAAAUGCUCUUGAGAAGAUUAAAGAACGAGAGGAUUAUUACAAUAUUGUUGAGGAACUUAGUGCUGUUGUGGCAGCAGGACAGAUGUUAAAAGUACAGGUUGGAGAAUUGCCCCUGAUUGAGGAGGAAUUAAGAAAGUCAAGUUGCAGGGCAAGAGCUUUGAAGGUUCUCUCUGUUAGGAUGCCCAUGGAUUUCAUUAUGCAGUUAUUGGCUGAGGCCACCUUGUUACACCUGGAGGACGAAAAAAUGUUCUCUGAUAUGGAUGGCAUACUCUCUUUGGCUUCAUCCUUGGAAGAAAGGGCUAAACUGGCCCUCAGUUGUAGCGAGCAAAUGUUGGAGUUUGAGGAUAUUAUAAGGAUGUCGCAAAAUGUAUUUGUGAUCCUUCCUUCUCUUAAUGAUGUCAAGGAAGCUAUCUCAACUGCUGAGUCAUGGAUUAGGAGUGCUCAGCCCUUUCUAUUGUCCUUCAAGAGUGGAUGGAACAUUUCUAGACCCUUGUUGAAAGUUAAUGACUUGAAGGAGUUACUCAAUCAGUCAAAACUUUUAAAGGUGUCUUUGAAAGAACCAGAAAUUCUUCAGAGGAUUCUGCAUGAUGUAGAUGCAUGGCAAUCUGAUGCGGCUUCCUUAUUUGAUCAGACAAACUCCUUGAUUGCCUCUCAUGUGUCUGACUGUGCACCAAAUGGCCAAUUUCUUAAUAGUGACACCUUUAUUAUAAGAAUUGAAGAAUUAGUUGCUAGGAUAGAUUUUGUUAUGGACACUGGGAGGUCCUUGGGUUUUGAUUUUCAUGAGAUACCGAAACUGCAAGAUGCAGCUUUCUUUCUACGGUGGAGCUUAAAGGCGCUUUCUCUUUGCUCUGGUGUUCCGUUGCUUGAGGAAGCUGAUUGUGUAAUUGAAGAUGCUGCAAAGCUUCCAUGUAGUGCGUAUGUAGUUUUAGAGGAGCUGUUGCUUGAAGGAGCAAGAUGGGUCCGGAAAGCAUCUCUGGUAAUUUCAGGCCAUCCCAUAUCGAGGUGCAAGUUGAAGGAUGCUGAGGAAAUUCUUGAUGAAGCACAGAUUCUUAAAGUUUCGUUUCCUGCAAUGACUGGUCAACUUAUGGAUGCUAUUGAGAAGCACAAGGUUUGGCAGAAAGAAGUCCAGAUGUUUUUAGGCCAGAAAUUGGAGAAAUGUUCUUGGCCCCAGUUGUUACAGCUUGAGGAAUUUGGGAAAGCUAAUGCCUUUGAUUGUAUGGAACUGGAUAGAGUGGGUUGUGAAGUAGCAAAAGUUAACAAAUGGAUGCUGCACUGCAAGUAUAUUAUAGGGCAUUCUGUCGGUGAUCCCAUUCCAUUAGUUGAUACACUUGUCGAGAUUAGAGAUUCACUGGAUCUAGCUCUUCGUAGAGAUCCCAAGUCAGGCUUUGGCAUCUGCAAUCAGAGUGCUCCUGAAAUUGGAAAUGUAAAAAAUUAUUCAACAUGUGAUGACAGGGGCUCUUGUAUGGGGACUGAAGAGGCAUCUUUAGACUUGGAACUGUAUAAGUGCAAGCUUUUCAUGCAUAUGGAAAAUGGGGCUUUUAAAAACAGAAAGCAAACAAAGAAUUACAAAGAAGAGUGCCGAUUGCUUGAUGGAUUCGUUCAACUUCUACAUGAAGCAAAGACUUUUUAUCCAGGGAUUAAAGAGCAGGGCAUGGUAGAGCAAAUUGUUGAGCUAGCACUGGAAUGCCAAUCACGCUUAAAUGAGACAGUAACUCAUGCACUUUCAUACCACAGUGAGGAUAUCAGCUCCAUCACAAGAAGUCUUCUGAUCGCUAUGAAAGCAGUUGAAGUAGUGGGAAUCCAUGAUAAUCACAUCCGCUGCAAACUCAAGCUGGUGUUGAGUAGGCAUUCAUGGAAAAUGAAAACCAAGAGACUUUUAGAGGGUACAAAGAAGCCCCUUGUCCAGCAGAUUCGGAAUCUCUUAAAGGAGGGAUCAUCAUUAGAUAUAUCUUUGGAGGAUCACUACUUACAAAAAUUGAAGGAAUUGGAAGGCAUGUGUUCACAGUGGGCUAAUCGUGCCAAGCAGGUUGCUUCUGAUUAUGGAUUACUUGAGCUGGAUAAAGUAUUUCAGCUUAUUACAGAGGGUGAAAAUUUGCCCAUCCACUUUGAGAAGGAGUUGGAGUUACUAAGAGCUCGGAGUGUACUUUAUUGCAUUUGCCGGAAGCCCUAUGAUCAGCGAGCGAUGAUUGCCUGUGACCGUUGCAACGAAUGGUAUCACUUUGAUUGUAUUAAUCUUCAAGAACCAGCUCCGGAGGAAUUCUUUUGCCCUGCAUGCAGACCACUGCCAAUAGAGGAGUUUGCAUGUCCAACCCCAUCAAAGGACCAUGAGAGAAGCAGGGCAACCAUUGAUUGGGCCAGCGAUCACAACUUGAACGAUGCAACGUCCCCAUCAAAAUAUUCCGAAAUCAUCGGAAGAAGACGUCCGAGAAAAGCCAGGUCUAGCUUGCAGAGAAGGUUGAAGACAGUCACUAACAUGAACAAACCAGGCAUUCUAUACUUUCAGAGUGAACUGGAUCAUCUGUGGAGAAAGAACCGCAGGCCUUGUAAUAGAGCUGCUAGAAAGCGAAGGAAACUCACAUCUCUGGCUUCAUCGAUGCUUUCAUGGUGCAAGUAAUGGUUGAAGAAUGGGGGGAGCUGUGCAUUAUAGAAUGAGAAUAAACCUUUCUUGUGUCGAAAGGAGAUUGAAAGAGUGGAACAAAGAAACUUUCUGCAUAUUUGGGAAUGUAAAAUCAAAUUUUAUUCGUUUCGGGGUUUUGGGAAGAGUUCUUUAGUCAACGCAGGUGGGGAAGAGCAAGAUUUGAGGAGUUAUUAAGAUAUACGUCAAGGCAGCUUAGACAUCAACAGGUGAUGAAAGUCUUGGAUCACUUGGCUGGAGGAGGGGAGCUGCAGUACUUGAGUUCGAUGCAUAAAAUUGCCAACAGGAGAGGGUCCAACCAUACCUCAAGUAUUGAGGUUGAUGGGCCUUGGUCUUCAAUGGUGCAACUCACUCACUCUGCUCGUCCAUUCUGGCUCACUCAUUCAUUCCCGUUUAUCAGUUAUAUUAGUUUGAGGUUGCUCAAGGUUCAUAUGGUAAAAGACUGAUGGUUCUCUCCUACAUUUGCUGACCAGACCUAUGGGUUUAUGGUGCUUCCACUAUUUAGGCAGCCAAGAUUUGUUCUUGGGUGUUGUGUUUGGAAGAGCCUUGGGGACUUGGUGAUGUGCUGUUGGACAUUGGCAUCGUGGAAGAGCUGACACUGGAGGGCCAAUCUAAAUAAACUUACAAGGGCUGAUAUUCAGGGCUACUUAGUGGGUUCAUGUAUCUGUCAUGGAACCAUUAGGGAGUAGUGGUGUGACCAAUAGAAUCAAAGUGUAGAGCUUUGUGUACACUUGUACUAAUCAAUAUGACACUCUUGGGCAGUGUUUUCAUUAACUAUAAAUAGAGAAGAUACAGAUCAUAGUGUCACAGUCCUAUCAUUGGGCAAUUGAGCCAAAUCAUGAGUUGAAGACCAAAAAAAAUCCGACGGUUUAGCAUGCCAAACUGUAGCAGCAGAGAGACUUAUCCCUUUCUUGGCAAGUGUAUCUGUUAUCAUGUUGGCCUUGCGGUAGAUGUGGGAAAUGCUCCACCUACGGUCCGAGAGUUUGUGACGGCAGUUGGCUGCUCCCGUGUGAAGUGCCCAUGGAGGCCUGCAGUGCCCUUGAAUAACAUUUACAAACAAUGACAAAUCACUUUCAAUUUGGAGAGGAAAGCAUUGGAGUUCAAUGGCCAGGUCAAUUCCUACUUCGUCAGCAUAAAAAUUCACAUAAUUGUUUGAUGCAAUGCCAAAGGGGGUGGCGAAAGUGGCAAUAAAAGCACCAUCGCUAUCCUUGAUAACCUGUUUUGGAAGAAGCCCUAUCAACUGGGGAUGAAGAAACGACAAAGCAAAUGGGAUGGAGGGUUUGAUUGUUUAUUGACGCAAGGGAUAUGCCAUUGAAUAUCUAUUUCAUUCUUCUUAAAAGAAUAAAAGAGAUUAUGUAACCCCUCCCCAGAGGAGAGCAGAAGCUCCUAGAUGAGUAUGUCCAGGAUUCCCUGAUUCAUUUUUGUCCUGAUCCACAAGGGCUUAUGGAAUUUUCGGAAUCUACAAAAAAAAAACUGAACUAUAGGGCUCGUACUUCUAAAAGAUCACAAGGUGCUGAAUGAAGUGACAAGAGAGGGGGGGUGACGGGGGGGUGGGGGUCCUUAGGUUUGUUUUUGUGAAAGGCUCAUGUUAUUGCUGAAAAACCGAAUUCCUCUAUUUAAUGUCGAUUCAUCCACACUUCCAUUCCUUGUAGAGGAAGGCUAACUGCUUGCUGGCUGGGAGCUGUAUGAGCGUUCAAACAACUUUCUUUCAAAUGCUGAAUGCUUGGAAGAAUUUGAUUGAUCUUCACGGUCUGGCCCAUAUUGGCCUACACAGUGAACAGGUGGUGAUCCAAAAGAUGCAGACUUGCACAUGGGUUUGACGGUUCAGAACUUGAGAUGCAUUUAUCAUGUUGGAAGAAAACCUUUUUGACAAUUGGUCAAACAUCACUGACAUUCAAAAAAAGAAAUAUCAAACAUCACUUUCUGAUUCAAGAGAGAGCGGUGUCGCUUUUCUCCAAUGUCAGGCCGACACUUUGCAUUUGUUUUCGACUCUUCUUGUUGCAUAGGGUUGCAAUGUUAAUAUCAGCUGGAUGACAAAGGCUGUCUUGUUCUGGAUCACAAGAGUAUCUAAUCUAUGUCCGGUUCUGGAUCACAAGAGUAUCUAAAGUAUAUUUGAAGUAUCAACAAUCCUUGCCAUACUGUGGAUGAGAAAAGAGUAUCUGAAGUAUAUUUUGAAGUAGGGUUUUGUUAUGCUACACCACUUGUGGUGUAUACUCUUAAUCCUCAACCCUUUUGGACACUUAGUAUCAGUUUGGAUGUACUAAAAAAUAUUAUGAAACAGAUUUGAACUGUUUGGACAACC
Molecule: messenger RNA, 8157 nt
Organism: Amborella trichopoda
Lineage: Eukaryota; Viridiplantae; Streptophyta; Magnoliopsida; Amborellales; Amborellaceae
Source: RefSeq, a predicted model, not a curated record